This is a messenger RNA of Ruditapes philippinarum (Manila clam), 1525 nucleotides long. Its product is annotated as L-xylulose reductase-like. The record is from RefSeq and is a predicted model, not a curated record. Lineage: Eukaryota; Metazoa; Mollusca; Bivalvia; Venerida; Veneridae. Gene Ontology annotation, biological process: xylulose metabolic process; glucose metabolic process. The transcript has a single exon. Gene Ontology annotation, molecular function: L-xylulose reductase (NADPH) activity; carbonyl reductase (NADPH) activity. The coding region runs from base 80 to 847 and encodes 255 amino acids.
AAUACACUCGAUUUAAAUACAGACUGUAACAUAUUGCUCAUAUUCACAUAUCAAAACUGCUUUAAGAUCGUUAUUUAAAAUGGCGUCAUUCGAUUUCAAAGAGAAGAAAUAUUUAGUUACCGGCGCCGGAAGAGGAAUUGGGCGCGCGAUUGCAAAAGCUCUCGUUGCCAAAGGAUGUAAAGUGUAUGCUUUAAAUCGAUCUAAGGAACCAUUGGAUACGUUAGUGUCAGAACAUCCAGAAAUAGUUCCAAUUGUUGCGGAUGUACGAGACUGGGAGGAUAUCCGCCGGAAGCUUGAUGGCGUUGAUACAUUAGACGGAUUAAUUAACAACGCUGUAACGUAUCCCCCACGAGAACUUCCAGCGCUUCAAUGGGAUCAGGCUAAUUUACAGGACUCAAUUGACGGUAACAUUUUAGGGCCAAUAAAUGUUCUUCAGAUUGUCGCUCAGAAAAUGGUUGCCUCCGAAAGACCCGGAUCUAUUGUGAAUAUAUCCAGUGUAGCCUCAUUACAAGCUAUUCCAGGCCGGUUACCAUACUGUAUGACCAAAGCCGCCCUUGAUAUGAUCACCAAGCAAUUCGCCCUGGAACUUGGACCAUACAAUAUACGUGUUAAUUCGAUCAACCCAACCCUUGUACUUACAGAGAACAUUCAAAGUUUGAUUGACAGUGGUAUACCGGUUCCAGACAUGUAUAUACCAAAGACACCGAUGAAACGUGUGGCUAAAAUGGAAGAAAUUGUUUCUCCUGUUUUAUAUUUACUAUCGGAUAUGUCGUCAAUGGUGACCGGAACAUUACAGGUAAUAGACGGUGGUAUCAUGGCAACAUUUGCUACAAAAACCAGCGGUUAAUAUCAAAACAUCCGCGUCUUGAAAAUAUACCUUUUACUUAUAGCUGAAACUACGUCACGUCACGUUACGUCAUGUUAAAUAAUUAACAAUAUUGUGUUGCUUCCUACAAUGACUGUUCGUUAUCUAUAACAUGAAUGGAAAUUGUCGGACUUUGCCGGACUUUCACGAGAUAAUGAUUGGAGCAUUGCCAUAUUAAUAUCAAAUAUUUCUAAUCAAAAGGAUUUAAUAUUUUAAAAAAAAAAUGGAAUACGUGUAUAUGUUUUUAUUAUUUUUUUACCUGAUGGAUACAUAAUUUUAUUUAAAAAUAUUGGAGUAAACUUACCCCAUGGGUGAUGGUUUCUGCAGAGUUAGAUACCCGGUGUAUUAAAGGCACACUAUGCCUCAGAAAUGGAUAAAUAUUUGCUUCUUUAGAAAGCUCAAACAUGAGUUUUUUUUAUAACGUUAAAUAUUAGUUUAAAGAGCAUAUUAAAAGCUUGUUACCUGAAGAAAGUAACACUAAAUGUAAAAUAAUGUAUCAUAAAAGUAGCGAAAUGUAAAGUUUACAAAGAAGCAUUUUGGUUUCCAUACAAAAUACUAAAUCACUAUAGAUGCAAUAAUUGUAAGAAGACUGUUCAGGUAAUUUGCCAAGGUGUAACUUGUUUGAAACAAUAAAAGAAUACAAAAAAAUAAAUAAAUAAA